AUGGAGUCCUUGAAGGCUGUUUUCUUCGGGCCCGACCCUGCGGUCCAGAUGAGAAAAUGCAAUACCCUCAUUCGCGCAAAUACCAGACAACUCGACCGUGAUCUUGCCCAUCUCAAAAGUCUCGAUACCAAAACCCGUCAACACAUCAUCAGUUCAUCCAAACGAGCGCAACGAAACCCGUCACAGGCUAAACAGGCAACCAGCGAAACCAAGACCUUUGCGCGGGAGCUUAUGAGGAUUCGGAAACAAACCACCCGUUUGAAUACAAGCCGGGCCCAGUUACAGAGUGUCGGGAUGCAGGUGAACGAGGCCUUUUCUGUGCGCAAGAUCCAGGGCAGCCUCCAGAAGUCUACGGGAAUCAUGAAAGAUGUGAACACGCUAGUGCGCUUACCGGAGCUGUCAUCCACGAUGCACCAACUAUCGACCGAGCUAGUCCGAGCCGGUAUUAUUGAGGAAGUCAUUGAUGACGCAAUCCCCAACAAUGAGCUAUUUGAAGAUGAGUAUGAGGAGGCAGAAGAAGAGGUGGACAAGAUCUUGCAAGAGGUUUUGCAGGGCAAACUCUCCCAAGCACCCGCCAAGCCCACCGAGCCAAUCGCAGAAGAGGCCCCAGUCGCCGAGGAGCCCGAAUUCGAAGAUCAAGAGAAGACUCUCGACGAGAUGCGAGGCCGCCUGGAGGCUCUCAAGAGCUGA
Messenger RNA from Penicillium cosmopolitanum, 690 nucleotides. Its product is annotated as ESCRT-III subunit protein VPS24. Gene Ontology annotation, cellular component: multivesicular body; ESCRT III complex. The transcript is spliced from 2 exons. Gene Ontology annotation, biological process: late endosome to vacuole transport; protein transport; endosome transport via multivesicular body sorting pathway. The record is from RefSeq and is a predicted model, not a curated record. Lineage: Eukaryota; Fungi; Ascomycota; Eurotiomycetes; Eurotiales; Aspergillaceae. The coding region runs from base 1 to 690 and encodes 229 amino acids.